AUGCGACCCGACGACAUUAACCCUCGGACUGGACUGGUGGUGGCUUUGGUCAGCGUCUUCUUGGUGUUUGGCUUCAUGUUCACGGUUUCCGGGAUCAAAGGCGAGACUUUGGGCGACAUCCCACUUCUGGCCAUCGGACCGGCUAUCUGCUUACCCGGCAUCGCCGCCAUCGCCCUGACGAGGAAAACCGACGGCUGCAGCAAAUGGCCCAACGUCAGCUUUUGCCCCCAGUGCGCCUGCUGCCGCAAGAAACCCCAGGACAAGGAGGUCCUGGAGUUGCUGAGGACCCCUUCAGACCUGGAGUCCGGCAAGAGCAGCUGCGACGAGCUGGCCCUGAAAGCACGCGACGCCCAGCCGGCUGAGGAGACCCGCCGGGUGGCCUACUGCGGGGGGAAAGACUCACUCGCCACCCCCGCCGAGCGGGAUUGCGUGGCCUUGGACCCCAAAGUGGCUCAGGAGGAAAUGUUGAGGUACUUGGAGAAGUGCUAUCCAGAGAUGCCCGGCGGGAACGUUUUUGUGGCCGAGGCCUCUCCUUACAGUGCCUUAGACCAGCCGCGGGGGGAGUACCCUGGCCUCGAGGGGGACGCUGCCGCCGCUUGCCCGGCGGAGGACGAUUUGAACGUCGUCCCCAGCGACAGCAUCAUCGUUUGCUCCUACACGGAGAGCAGCCCUUACGACAGGUACUGUUGUUAUAUAAACCCCACCGAAGACCUCACUUCGGAUCCCCAGGCGAUCGUUUGA
Molecule: messenger RNA, 741 nt
Organism: Thamnophis elegans (Western terrestrial garter snake)
Lineage: Eukaryota; Metazoa; Chordata; Lepidosauria; Squamata; Natricidae
Gene: TMEM215
Product: transmembrane protein 215
Exons: 1
Coding region: 1-741 (246 amino acids)
Source: RefSeq, a predicted model, not a curated record